Molecule: messenger RNA, 5181 nt
Organism: Sphaeroforma arctica JP610
Lineage: Eukaryota; Ichthyosporea; Ichthyophonida
Exons: 2
Coding region: 1-5181 (1726 amino acids)
Source: RefSeq, a predicted model, not a curated record
AUGGCCAGCGAGAAAUCAGCCGGGUUUGGCACGACCCCUUCUCACAGCCGAGUGGGCAUGAGUUCAACGGAUCGCAUCGCUAGACUUCGCCCGGGGGUGUUGGAGAAGCCCUUUCCGUUACAGAAAAAAAUGCCAUCGCAUUUGAGUACUGAGCGAAUACAGAAGAAGACGCCAUCGUAUUUGCGUACUAAGAGUCUGCUUGCUACAAUACAAAAGAAGACGCCAUCGCAUUUUAGUGCUGAUGGAAUACAGAAGACGACAGCAUCGCAUUUUAGUACUGAGAGUCAGCAUGGUACAAUAAAGAAGACGACAGCAUCGCAUUUUAGUACUGAGAGUCAGCAUGGUACAAUAAAGAAGACGACGCCAUCGCAUUUGAGUACUGAGAGUCAGCAUGGUCUAAUACAGAAGAAGACGCCAUCGCAUUUAAGUGCCCUGAGCCAGCAGGCUACAAUACAGAAGAAGACGCCAUCGCAUUUGAGUACUGAGAGUCGGUAUGGUACAAUACAGAAGAAGACGCCAACGCAUUUAAAUACUCUGAGCCAUCAGGCUGCAAUACAGAAGAAAACGCCAUCGCAUUUGAGUACUGGGAGUCAGCAUGCUACAAUACAGAUGGAGAAGUCAUCUACUGAGAAAAUACGGAAGAAGACGCCAUCGCAUUUGAGUACUGGGAGUCAGCAUGCUACAAUACAGAUGAAGAAGUCAUCUACUGAGAAAAUACGGAAGAAGACGCCAUCGCAUUUAAGUACCCUGAGCCAGCAGGCUACAAUACAGAAGAAGACGCCAUCGCAUUUGAGUACUGAGAGUCAGCAUGCUACAAUACAGAUGGAUAGGUCAUCUACUGAGAAAAUACGGAAGAAGACGACAUCGCAUUUGAGUACUCGGAGUCAACAUGCUACAAUACAGAUGGAGAAGUCAUCUACUGAGAAAAUACGGAAGAAGACGCCAUCGCAUUUAAGUACCCUGAACCAGCAGGCUACAAUACAGAAGAAGACGCCAUCGCAUUUGAGUACUGAGAGUCGGUAUGGUACAAUACAUAAGAAGACGCCAUCGUAUUUAAGUACUCUGAGCCAGCAGGCUACAAUACAGAAGGUGAUGCCAUCGCAUGUAAGUACCCAGCGCCAGCAGGCUACAGAACUGAUUCCCACCUUGUCACAGCCGUUGAAGAAGCGAUACGUCAAGGUCACAGGCACGGACAAGCAGAGAGAGACUACCGACACACACUACCAAACACCACUGAAGCCAUUAACCGGAUCCACGGCAGCAGUGAACACCACAACGAAUGCUCCCAUCAUGAGUACUUCUCUGCCACCCCCAACAAAGCCAACACGCACAGCCAUUGAAGGCAAGCAGCCUGGAGAUGUAAACGAGGCAUACGACCGACAGACGCGAGUAGCAGAACGCGUUGCAGUACCGACGGAGGCUAUAGAUGUGGAUGCCCUGGAAGAGGAUGGGGAGAAAGGGCCGCAUGUAGGUGGACCUACGCUGUGUAAGAGGGCUGGCCACACAAAAACAAAAGCAGAGCGUGCUGUGGCGAGGACGAUCACAAUUGACCUGACAGGCGAGGACAAGACAAGAUCGAGCUCUGCGUCUCGCAUUAGAGAUUACGGUAGUACAAUAGCUAGCUGUGCGGUUGGGGCCGGUGUGUUACCUCAGGUGUCUGUUGCACCUGCUAGGAAUGUAGCCGGGAAUACCAAACGCGUGAUCGGAUUUGGUGUGGCCCUGAAGAGGCCCUUUGUCGAGGGUGGGCAUGUCGGUGCAGAUGGGAAGCAAGUGACCGGGAUGGGUAAGCGUAUAGAGAAGCCGGCCACAUACAUGGGUAGCCCUACGCGCAAGGAUCCCCAGAGAGUUGUGCCGAAGGAUGAGAAAAAGGGUUUGCCUGUAGGUCUCCCAGACAACGGCGAGCGCAAUCAGCAAUCCGCACAGACCAAUCGCAGCACACCACGCGACAAAGCAACCGCUGCAAAUUCAAUUGCAAAGCGAGUGCACGUGGAGCAUCAGGGGGCGUCCAAGAUCGAUCUGUUGGCGGUUCCCUGGGUGCAAAAGGUCCUUGCUGAGCCCACAUACCUACCUGGGGACGGGGACGGGGACGAGACUUAUCUAACACACGCGCCAUCGAUUUACGACAAGGUCGAAUCGCACGCGGGUCGGUGGCUGGUGUGGCUGCCGGAGAGGGUGUAUAAGGAUUCGCCUGAAGAGAACUGGACAUUCCGGCCCAAAUGGGUCUUUCACCCGAGCGCCUAUCCGAGACGCGAGCCCUUUGGAGACCUUGGCGUGCCGGAUUAUACACUCCUGCCAAGCAGGGUGCGGGGACUGAGACGCACACUACCUGCCACGAGUGAAGUAUAUUGGUCGAUACAAGAGCGCGUACAAGGUGAAAGUGCAGAUGAGUGUGACGGGUGUCAUCCGGGUGCGCCGUACUUGACCCAUGGCGUGCACUUUGAGCAUACGCAAGGCAAGGAUGGGUUCUUCUCGGCGCCGCUGAUAAAGAACCAGCACGUGAUCCCCCGACGCCAGAGACACGGCUACGCACACCGAGACAACUUUCUACUGCCAGAUAGAGUGGAGGAGCUUGCGAGCCAAUGCACCGGUGCAGCCGAUCGACAGUUAAACACACAGACACUCCGCACAAAAGGUACUGGAGUGAAUGCAGAUAUGUAUUCAAGCAUACAGACAAAUCGUGCAGAAAGUCCUGGAAUGAGCCGCGAUACGACCCGAGAGCCCCGUGCGACAGGUGCAGGUCGAACUGUAGACGCCAGUAAGGAGGGCGGGGAAACUGUGCAUUCCAUACGCAAGAGUGGGAAGUCAGAAAAGAGACUAAUAUCAAGGUGGAUUGGUAGUCGACGAAAGAAACGUAAAGCCAGCACCAUAAAGCGGGACUUGAAUGAGUAUGACUCCGGACCAGAGAAUGCCUUGAGCGAUCCCAGUGACCUUACAGAUACUGAUGAAUCCAGUUACAGUAGCGAGGGGUGGUUGCCUAGGCUUUAUGGUGGCGACGUGGAUAGCAACGACGCGCCACGUAGCCUGCACAGAAAAUGUAUCAGUGCCCACUCGGCCACACAGGGAAGGGCAGUCUUUCGGAAGGAAUCUGUGCGCAAAGCAAAACGUCUGUGCACAUGGGAGCACUCUGUGGGGAAGGUCAAAGAUAGUAACCUAGAUUCUUUGGACAAAUCCGACACCUCUGAUAAAUCCGCCACAUCUGAGAAGACAGAGACAUCUGAAAAAACAGACACAUCGGAUAUGGCCAUCGAGUUUGAUCAGUUACUACCCAUACAGUCGCUUAUCACGGACACCCCUGCAGGAGAGAUGCCAGACACAUACAACUCCACGUCCCCAAAUACUAGGCAAUGCGACCCGGCAGAGAAUGUGUCAGGCGAGGCAAUAGACUCUCUCAGUCUCUCCCCAAUAAGCGGCCUGAGCACAUCCGAUGAUCCUUCGUCAUCGCACUCGUGCAGUUCUCGGUGCACUGAGUCGUGUACGUGCGCCCGCUCAUGCACUAGCUGCACAUGUUCCGAGUGUGCAAGCCAUGACCCAUCGCCAGGCACAGCGGUGUGCACAGAUUCGAACGAAUCCCACACGGCCGUUGCGUGUAGAGAGAAGAACAUGGAGGAUGGUAACGGACAGGGGCAGACGGGAGUACAGUCACGCACAGCGGAGUCUGAGCUAUACACACAGCCGCUUGGGACAGACCCGCCAGUCGAGACAACCCCAACUCUACCGGAAACACACUCGCCGGUGGUUGGGGUGCAAACAACCUCUCAAGAAACACAUACGGGAGAUACACCUGAAACACUUGAUGAGCCAACGACAUACAAAGCACUACAUGAGACACUCGUGCCAAGAUCGCCACACACGCCAUCCAGGUCAGAAACUGAGCAACUGCCACCCCUCCUCAGCCCCAAAAGUAGUACAGUGGUGCAGCGCAUGACCCGGAGUCCAUCACGCACGUGGUGCGCGGGACAGACUGGUGAAGGUGGCCCAGAAAAGGCCUUGUGCAAACAGAUCAAAGACCUGCAGACGAUAGACACGUCGUCGUGUAGCUCGGGGUCAUCCAGGUCGGUGUGUGUUGCGGAUUUGAUAUCCUCUCCGCGUGCUAUUGAAGAUGGGAUCCCAGAUACAGAGGGAGCUACACCGUUUAUGGGUAAGAAUAAGCGGCAACAUGGAAGCACGGAGGAGGCUGUCGGGGCGAUUGAGGGUAUACAGUCAGGCGAAAAUGUGACGACAGAAGAGAGGCCUGUCACACCACUGGAAACGACUUUGGACCAAAUAUUACAUUACAUCGCUACUUCAUCAUCCCUAUCUAGUCUGCUUACUUUGGACCAAAUAUUACAUUCCAUCGCUACUUCAUCGUCCCUAUCUAGUCUGCUUCCCGACAUAUCUGCGCCGUGCAGUGCAACAGAAUCCGCUAAAGUCCCUGUGCAAAACAGCGCCCCUGUGCAGAACAGCGCCGCUGUACAGAAUAAUGCCCCUGUGCAAAACAGCGCCCGUGUACAGAACAGUACCGCCACCAUCGAUGAUGUACCGUGCACUGAAGUGGCUGCCAUGAACACCGAUCCAUGCGCGCAAAACACAGCGUACGCACAGGCGACACCCGGAAUUCUAUCUGCACCGCUGUUGGAAGGGGCCGAUAGUCUGUACACUUCGAGCCCUGUUUGGUUUGAUGUGAACUAUUUGACUGCUGUUGAUUUGUGCAGCCAGCCCCUUAAUAUUCACGCAGACACCUCUGUCGCAAAUCCCAGUGAGACUGUGCCAACGUUAGUUACGCCCUUGACUGAUGAUUUGUGGGAGGGGACGCAGCUCCCCUCCAAUGUACCCACUUCGAUUGCGACAACACCUGUGAAGGCUCCACGUUCGAGUGAAGUGUGUAAUACUGACAUGAAAACAACAGGUGAUGACACAGGUGAUAACACAGGUGAAAUGGUACGCAAGGAAGAUGCACGUAUGAAUAAAGUGUGUGAUACUGACAUGAAGACAACAGAUGAUGACACGGGUGAAAUGGUACGCAAGGAAGAUGCACGUACGAAUGAAGUGUGUGAUACUGACAUGAAGACAACAGAUGAUGACACGGGUGAAAUGGUACGCAAGGAAGAUGCACGUACAAAUGAAGUGUGUGAUACAAACAUGAAGACGACAAGCGAUGACGCGGGUGUCGGUUGGUACGCAAGGAAGAUUGUCCCCGGUUAA